AUGGACCUCUCUGUUUUGCCAAAUAACAACCAUCCUGACAAAUUCCUGCAGCUUGACGUGAGGUCUUUAAUGAGGAACUCAGCCCUUCUUCAGGCCGGUCUGGUGAGGUUUCCGGGAGGGAAUUACCCUGCUGCACAGCACUGGCAAAACCUCAUCUACUCACAGAGAGAGAAGAAGAAUAUUACUGCUCAACGAAUGAGGAGAUCCAGUGCGGAGGGUGCUGUGACCACAGAGAGCCCCCCACCAUCCCUGUCAUCAGUUCUGAAGAAUAACCCACUAUACAGUGAUGUGAGCUUGGAGGAAGCUAUGGAAGAAAGAAAAAAGAAUCCUUCAUGGACCGUUGAGGAAUAUGACAAGCAUUCCCUGCACACAAACCUCUCUGGGCAUCUGAAGGAAAAUCCUAAUGACCUACGGUUUUGGUUGGGAGACAUGUACACACCCGGUUUUGAUACCUUACUGAAAAAGGAAGAAGAACAAGAGAAGCAUUCAAAAUAUUGUCGUAUAGGUCUGAUUUUGCUCCUCAUUGCCUGCAUCUUUGUUUCCAUAGUAACCAUUAGCACCUUUUUCACCUAA
This is a messenger RNA of Balaenoptera musculus (blue whale), 573 nucleotides long. RefSeq names its product membrane integral NOTCH2 associated receptor 2 (gene MINAR2). Bases 1 to 573 code for a protein of 190 amino acids. The record is from RefSeq and is a predicted model, not a curated record. Lineage: Eukaryota; Metazoa; Chordata; Mammalia; Artiodactyla; Balaenopteridae. The transcript has 3 exons.